This is a messenger RNA of Panicum virgatum (switchgrass), 3081 nucleotides long. Its product is annotated as probable LRR receptor-like serine/threonine-protein kinase At1g51860. Gene Ontology annotation, biological process: protein phosphorylation. The transcript has 10 exons. The record is from RefSeq and is a predicted model, not a curated record. Lineage: Eukaryota; Viridiplantae; Streptophyta; Magnoliopsida; Poales; Poaceae. Bases 1 to 2622 code for a protein of 873 amino acids. Gene Ontology annotation, molecular function: ATP binding; protein kinase activity.
AUGGCGGCGUCGUUCUUGAUUUACUUUGCUGCGACGGCGAUAGUGUUCGUGCUGGCCCCGACCCCGGCGGUUCUUGUGGCCGCCCAGCUGCCGGCAGGCUCCCUGAGCAUCGACUGCGGCCUGGACGCAAACUCGGGCGGCUACAGGGACAAGUCCACCGGCAUCGACUACGUCCCCGACGGCCCGUACGUGGACGCCGGCGAGAACCACGCGGUGGCCAGCGAGUACCAGCUCCAGCCGGCGCUGCCGCGGAGCUACCUCACGCUGCGGAGCUUCCCGCUGGGCGUGCGCAACUGCUACGAGCUCCCCACGGCGGUCGGGUCCAAGUACCUCGCCCGGAUGGAGGCCUUCUACGGCAACUACGACGGCCGGGGAAGCUCCUCGUCGCCAUCGUCGUCGCCGGCGGCGGAGUUCGACCUGUACCUCGGCGCCGACUACUGGGACACCGCGAAGGUCGGCACCGACAGGGUGUACGAGGCGGUGUUCGUUGCGUGGGCGGCCUGGACGCCGCUGUGCCUCGUGAACACCAACAAAGGCACGCCGUUCGUGUCCGCCGUGGAGCUCAGGCCGCUCGCCGCCGCGCUCUACCCGCCCGUCGCGCCCGGCUUGUCCAUGGCCAUGUACAAUCGCCUCAACAUGGGGGCAAGCACCUCAUUCGCGAGGUAUCCGGCUGAUCAAUACGAUCGCUUCUGGUACCCGAUGAGCGAGGCCAGCCCGCGGUGGGCGAACCUGUCCACUGGGCUGACCAUCCGGCCGGACCCCACCUCGGCGGAGCCCCUAGCGGUUCUCCAGACGGCGGUCGCGGCGGCCGGGAACGACACGGAGCUCACCGCGGCGACAUGGACGGUGGACGAGCGCCGGGCGUCCUUCUCCUUCAUGGUGUUCGUGCACUUCGCCGACUUCCAGAGCACGCAGCUCCGGGAGUUCGACAUAUACCUGAACAACAACCGACGGCCCUCGCCGUUGAGCCCCCAGGCCUGGGUUGCUUCGUGCAUCUACACCACCAGGGGGAACUGGGCCGCCGACGGUACGUACAACGUCACUCUCGUCGCCACCAACCAGUCCGUGCUGCCGCCCAUGAUCAACGCCCUCGAGAUCUACAGCGUCAUCCUCAACAACAGCCCGACGACAUUCGCGGAUGAUAUUGACGCCAUCAUGGCCAUCAAAUUCGAGUAUGGCGUGAAGAAAAACUGGAUGGGUGACCCAUGUUUCCCAGUCAUAUAUGCUUGGCAUGGUGUGAAAUGCAGCAAUACAAGUGGUAACACCACGAGGAUAACAUCACUAGAUCUCUCGAACAGCAACUUGCGUGGUGCGAUAUCUACGAAUUUUACAUUGCUUACGGCACUUGAGUUUUUGAAUCUGUCUGGCAACCAUCUCAGUGGUAACUCGCUAUGCAAAAAUUACACCGGAUCACUUAUUUUAAGAUAUGACUCUGAUAAAAGUAGGUGCAGUAAAACGACAAGUCGAUCAACAAAAGCAGCAGUUGUUUUAGUUACUUCAAUUGUGGUCCCUGUUCUGGUUGUGGCUGCACUUUUUCUUGCAUAUUUCAUCUGGAGAGCAAAAAGAAAGCCUCAUGUUUCUAUAGCUGAUCAUUCAAGAAUUGCACAACUCGAUAUUAUUCCAAGAAGAGGAACAAAUCAAGGGGAUCACCUGCAAGAUACCGAAAAUAGGCGAUUCACGUAUAAGGAGCUGGAGAAGAUCACUGAUAAUUUCAAACGGUUCAUAGGACAAGGAGGUUUUGGACUAGUCUACUAUGGCCAUUUAGAAGAUGGUACCGAGGUUGCUGUCAAGAUGCGUUCUGAGUCAUCAUCACAUGGGCUGGACGAAUUUUUAGCUGAGGUCCAAAGCUUGACAAAGGUGCAUCACAGGAAUAUAGUUUCUUUGGUUGGUUACUGCUGGGACAAAGAGCAUUUAGCACUUGUUUAUGAGUACAUGUCUCAUGGCAAUCUUUAUGAUCAUCUGAGAGGUAAAAAUGCUGAUGCUGAAACCUUGAGCUGGGGAACGCGUGUACGGGUAGUGCUUGAAGCUGCACAAGGCCUGGAUUAUUUGCACAAAGGAUGCAGCCCGCCGAUUAUUCACCGGGACGUGAAGAGCAGCAACAUUCUCUUGGGUCAAAAUCUGCAGGCGAAGAUUGCAGAUUUGGGACUCAGCAGGACAUACCUUAGCGAUGUGCAGACUCACAUAUCAGCCACAGCAGCGGGCACAGCUGGUUACAUGGACCCAGAGUACUACAUGACCGGAAGGCUGACGGAGACCAGCGACGUGUACAGCUUCGGAGUGGUUCUGCUGGAGGCAGCCACCGGCGAGGCCCCGCUGGUGCCAAGCCGCGGCCACAUCGUCCAGCGCGUGAAACAGAGCGUCGCCACCACAGGCGACAUCGGCGCCGUCGCCGACCCAAGGCUCGGGGGCGCCUACGACGUCAGCUCCAUGUGGAAGGUGGUGGACACUGCCAUGGCGUGCGUGGCGGAGGCCGGCGCCGGGAGACCGACGAUGGCCGAGGUGGUGAUGCAGCUGAGGGACAGCCUGGCACUGGAGGAAGCUUGUGGGAACGACGACCGCAGCUUCCCGGCGGCGAGCGAUAGCUCGGCUUUGAUGUCCGGCUUCGGUCCGUUGGCGAGAUGAAGCUGUGCUGCUUGUACAUGCAUGUACCCCCAGAUGCGGAUUGGAUCAUCGUUGAUGCUGGGUCUCCUGCUCACAAGUUAGCAGCGUGCGGUUUUGUUAUGAACCAGUACGUGCCGUGUGAUCUGUUUGUUCAUUGUUUUGAGUUUUUGUAAAGGUAAUGAGUGUUGACAUGUGAAGGGAGGGAGAACACAGUUUAGUACUCCCUCCCUCCAUUCCAAAUCAUAUGUCAUUUGAGCUUUUCUAGAUACAUUGUAUUUACUAUGUAUCUAGAUAUAAUAUAACGUAUAUCUAAGUGCAUAGCAAAAUGAAUGUAUCUAUAAAAGUCAAAACGGUCUACAAUUUAGAACUGAAUAAGUAAUAAGGCCAGUCCCAAUUGAGAGUUUCAUUUCAUUGUUUCAUAGGUGCCUUGUAAUCUACUGUAAUUUGUUUUGAAACAAUAUAUGAAACCAGACUACUCUC